This is a messenger RNA of Nanorana parkeri, 1221 nucleotides long. Its product is annotated as beta-1,4-galactosyltransferase 3-like. Gene Ontology annotation, biological process: carbohydrate metabolic process. The transcript has 6 exons. NCBI's taxonomy places the organism in Eukaryota, Metazoa, Chordata, Amphibia, Anura, Dicroglossidae. The record is from RefSeq and is a predicted model, not a curated record. The coding region runs from base 130 to 1191 and encodes 353 amino acids. Gene Ontology annotation, molecular function: glycosyltransferase activity.
UGUGUGAUCACAGACACCAGAGGAUGCCCGCCCAUCGCUCUGGAUCCCUGCCCAGCUUUGAACCUCUCCAAGUCCUCUGUAUCCUGUUCACAUGAUCUGGCAGCGUCCGUGCAUGACCGAGGUUGGACAAUGUUGCUGGCACGGAUAGAAAAGCCUUAUUUCCUCCUGUGUUUGGUGUUCUCUCAGCUGAUGUUUGUUUUGCUUUUUUACCGCCGCGGAGCCUCCAGCAUUUUCCAAGGAAUAUUCGGGUCCAACCCUGCCUGGGACUACUCCAGAACGCACGACGUGUACACCAACCUGAGCUUCUUCACGCCCGACCCUGAGGCUGUGAGGACCCUCUACUGCCCUGUGAGGUCUCCUAUUCUCGUUGGUCCGUUAUCCAUAACGUUCGGCAGAACUCCCAGCUUAAAGAAGAUCCAGCUGAGGAAUCGCUACGUGAAGCCCGGCGGUUAUUUCAGCCCUAAGCACUGCUACGGGCGAUACAGAACGGCGGUGAUCAUUCCGCACCGGAACCGGGAGUCCCACCUCCAGACGCUCCUCUACUACCUGCACCCCUUACUACAGCGCCAGCAGCUGCACUACGCCAUCUUCGUGGUCCAUCAGGCCGGGAACGCCACGUUUAAUCGGGCGAAGCUUCUGAAUAUCGGCGUCCGCGAGGCCCUGCGCUACGACACCUGGGACUGUCUGAUCCUCCACGACGUGGACCUGGUGCCCGAGAACGACUACAACCUCUACGUCUGCGACACCAGCCGCCCCAAACACAUGUCCAGCGCCAUGGACAAGUUCCAGUACAGCCUGCCCUAUUGGGCGUACUUUGGAGGAGUGUCUGCGGUGACUCCUGAUCAGUUCAUGAAGAUCAAUGGUUUCCCCAACACGUAUUGGGGCUGGGGAGGGGAAGAUGAUGACAUUGCAGACAGGAUUCGUUUGUCCGGUCUGAGCAUCACGAGGACGCCGCUGAGCCUCGGCCGCUAUAAAAUGAUCCCACAUGACCGGGAUAACGGAAACGAAGAAAACCUUCACAGGUACAAUCUUCUUAAGAACACCAGGAAAACCUGGAAAGAGGAUGGAAUGAACUCCUUGCACUUUACCCUACUUUCCCGGGAACAAACCGCACUUUAUACCAACAUUACGGUGGACAUUGGUGAAGCUCCACCGGCUCCGACAGAAGACAGCAGGUGGAAGUUCUUUUGAUUGUUACGGAAAACCUUACUGGAAUUGUUU